Necator americanus (New World hookworm) is the source of this 744-nucleotide messenger RNA. RefSeq lists its product as uncharacterized. The record is from RefSeq and is a predicted model, not a curated record. Bases 1 to 744 code for a protein of 247 amino acids. The transcript is spliced from 3 exons. Lineage: Eukaryota; Metazoa; Nematoda; Chromadorea; Rhabditida; Ancylostomatidae.
AUGUCUAAAAUACGAACCCAGCAGGUAGUCAUUGUCGGAAUCGACGCAAACACGAAGAUGGGACUCGAACAGCAAUCCGAUGUGCUAGGAAAAUGGUAUUAUCCAGCGGAACGCACGUCGGACAACGAGCAGCGCAAGCGGAAGAUGAGAACUCUUAAACUUCAGCUCGACUACGUUCUGGCGAGAAACAUUCCUCAGUCAGAUAUCCGAAAAUCUAGAGCUGUUUGGGACGUCGCCUUCGACUCUGACCACCAUCCAGUUCGUCUCAGCUUCAAGAUACGGUUCCACAAGAGAAACCAAGGAGUUCCCCUUCAAUCGAAAAUUGACAUGGCAGUACGGACCAGGAAGAAGCCUAGCGAUCUGAAUUCCUUUACAAAGUGCAUCCAGGACGCUGCAAGGGAAACGCUCCCGGUUCUAUUGCCGCGGAAGAAAUUUGUCUUUGCAUCUGCGGAAACAAAAUCCACGUACAAUUCCGCAUUUUUCGCGCGUAGCACUGGUGACUUCAACCAGGAAAAGCGUCUUAGAAAGAAGUUGCGUCGUCAACUGCAACAAGACUGCGAUAACGAGCCCACGUCAAAAGCGAAGGAGUUUGGAGAGGCGUGGGAGGACAAGAACCCGCAGAAUGCCUACGCUCUACUAAAACAGUAUAGCGGUAAAAUGAAAAGAUGUUCCCAUGUCCUUAACACUGCCAAUGGAAUGGCUGACGGUGAAGCAACCCUUCCAAUCUGGAGGGAUCACUUCUAG